Molecule: messenger RNA, 513 nt
Organism: Thermothelomyces thermophilus ATCC 42464
Lineage: Eukaryota; Fungi; Ascomycota; Sordariomycetes; Sordariales; Chaetomiaceae
Exons: 4
Coding region: 101-412 (103 amino acids)
Biological process (GO): mitochondrial respiratory chain complex IV assembly
Cellular component (GO): mitochondrial intermembrane space
Source: RefSeq, a predicted model, not a curated record
GGAGAAAGCAUUCUUAGACCAAUAAUUGCUCGACUUCCCAAGCCCACGAAAACUCUCCGUUCCGCGACGCUUCCACGAGAGUCUAUCUAGCUGAGCCGCGAUGAGCACAUUUGGAAGUCCCGGUCCGUUGCCAUCGACUAAGCCCGUUCCGCCACAGAGGGGCAGUUUCCCGUUGGAUCAUGACGGGGAGUGCAAGCAUGUCAUGAUGUCCUACCUGGAUUGUAUCAAAAAGGUCAAAGGGGUGAACGAAGAACAGUGUCGCCUGUUAGCCAAGUCGUACCUGGCCUGCCGGAUGGAUCGCAACCUCAUGGCCAGGGACGAUUUCAAGAACUUGGGAUUUAAGGAAGAGAGCCAACAGCCUAAGCAGAGCGAGAUCGGCGAAACAGGGGUUAAAGGCGAACUCAGGUGGUAGAGAGGUAGCCUACUUGUAAUAUUACCCAGGUACUGUACAUACAUAUAUGCAUACCGUAUAGCAACACUGCUCAUCAAUCCGUACGCUAAUACGUGUACCAA